Paramormyrops kingsleyae is the source of this 1167-nucleotide messenger RNA. NCBI's taxonomy places the organism in Eukaryota, Metazoa, Chordata, Actinopteri, Osteoglossiformes, Mormyridae. The record is from RefSeq and is a predicted model, not a curated record.
AUGUCAAUUAGAGUCACAUCUGGAUUGUUUUUCAGGGCUUUGUUCACCAGUGACUGGAAUGAUUCAGGAAAUGGGGAAUACCAAUUCCCAGGCAUUUUCCCAGAAACACUGAGGCAGAUCAUCGAGUACGCCUAUACGUACUCUGUGCUUGUCACGGCUGACAAUGUGGAGAACCUCCUGUUAGCCGCUGACCAGCUAAACAUCCUGGGCAUUGUACAGCGAUGCUGCGAUUUUCUGCAUGACCAGCUCUGCCCCCAGAACUGCAUUGGCAUUUUUCAAAUCGCAGACAUCUACUGCCUCAAUGAGCUGCGCCAGUCUGCCUUCCAUUCAAUCCUGAGGAACUUCAAGGAGGUUGCCACCACUUCAGUGGAGUUCCCGGAGCUCACCUUGCAACAGCUGUGUGACAUCAUUGCGAAGGAUGAGCUGAAUGUCACACAGGAGGAUGUGGUGUUUGACGCCAUCCUCCGAUGGAUCAAGCACGAGCCUGUCAGCCGAGAGGCCCAUAUUUCAGUCCUGUUACCAAAGGUCCGGAUGGCUCGCAUGGAUCCGGAAUAUUUCAUGAAGAUCGUGAAAAACAACGAUUUAGUGAAGACCAAUGCGGCAUGCAGGCCCAUUGUCAAUGAUGUCUUGAAGGUCAUGUAUGAUCUCGACGUUGAAAGUCCAAGCUCUGACUUUGAUAACCCUCUGAUCCGCUCACGCCUGCCAUCUGACAUCUUGCUGGCUGUUGGGGGCUGGAAUAUGCGUACAAACAACUGGAUCGACGCGUACGACACACAGGCCGACCGUUGGGUGGAUGUUACGCAAGAGGAGCAGAGCUACCUAGCCGGACAUGGCACCGUGUACUGCGAUGGAUUUGUGUACUGUAUUGGGGGGUUUGAUGGCCAAAACUUCACCAAUACCGUGCGCAGAUUCAACCCCAUGACACGGACAUGGCAGGAGAUGGCUCCAAUGCACUGGCACCGCUGUAAUGUUAGCGUAGCCGUGCUUGAUGGUUUUAUCUACGCCAUGGGUGGCCAUAUUGGUUUCAGGCCCCUCAACAAAGUUGAGCGGUAUAAUCCAGAAACCAACGAAUGGACCCUGAUCGAUCCCAUGAAUGAGUGGCGGAACAAGGCCAGUGCCACCACCCUGAAUGGCAAGGUAGGUUAAUGGGAGGCUGUCUGACUGUGU